AUGACAUCAAAACAACGAAUAACGGCUUCUACGACAGUUUCUUCGGAUGAGUGCAUUUAUACGUGGACGAUCAAGAAAUACCGUUCAAUGAAGUUAGAAGUUGGAAAAUCAAUAGAAUCCCCGAAAUUUGGCGUUGGAAGUGAUAAUGUACAAUACUUUCAGUUGGAGUUAUUCCCUGAAGGAAAUGCUACGGAAUAUGCAGGAUACAUGUCGUUAUAUCUCAAUCCUAUAAAUAUUUCAGAAGACGAACCAGAUAAGCUCGUAUGCAGGUGGACAAUAUCAGUUAUUAAUGAUAAAAAAGUUGUUUUUAGAGACACAUGUCAUUACGAUUUUACUCCAGACUUUCAAGGCUACGGUUGGCCAGAAUUUUAUAAAGUGGAAAAUGUUGACCAAUUAAUAUCCUCUGAGAAUACUGUAACUAUUCAAUGUGAAUUAGAAAUGUUCACUGGGUGUGAAUCUUCAUUGAAUUCAGAACUCAUCUACAGUAAAAAUGAAACAGUCGAUAGAAUGAAAUUUGAUUUUUCAUUUCUUAGUGAAGAACUCAGUGAUGUUAAAUUGAAAAGUGAUGAAUAUGAAAUUCCGGCACAUAAAAUUAUACUUGCAACAGCCAGUCCUGUAUUUAGAGCCAUUUUUACAAAUAAAAAAGCAAAAAAAAAUUUUGAUUCUAUUGUGAUAACUGAUAUUCCUUACAAUAUUCUAGUUGAUGUGUUGAAAUAUAUUUACACUGGUGAUAUUGUAAGUACCAAAACAGAUGUAAUUUUGCAAAUUUUACCAGUGGCUGACAAAUAUAAAAUUGACGGUUUGAAAACCAAGUGUGAAAAAAUAUUGAGUGCAGAUUUGUCCACUGAAAAUGUCAUAAAAACUUUAAUAGCUGCUCAUAAACACCAUUUAAAGCGUUUAGAAACUAAAGUAAUAAAGUUCAUCACAAAUCACACAGAACUAAUUUCAAAUUCUGAAAAAAUUACGGAAAUAGAUGAUCCUGAUAUAUUAGUGAAUUUAAUCCAAUCACUUAUCAAAUCGCAACAAGAUUAA
Molecule: messenger RNA, 1032 nt
Organism: Trichogramma pretiosum
Lineage: Eukaryota; Metazoa; Arthropoda; Insecta; Hymenoptera; Trichogrammatidae
Product: protein roadkill-like
Exons: 1
Coding region: 1-1032 (343 amino acids)
Biological process (GO): proteasome-mediated ubiquitin-dependent protein catabolic process; regulation of proteolysis
Cellular component (GO): cytoplasm
Molecular function (GO): ubiquitin protein ligase binding
Source: RefSeq, a predicted model, not a curated record